AUGGCAGGAAAGGGAAAAUAUCUUCCCUCUCCCCAUAAACGAAGCUCCAGAGGUCUGACUCAGGGUAGAAGCAGAGGCUUAACACAACGGCUUGACGAGGUGAUGCGCCGCAUCAAGCUCGGCCGCCCAGACGGUUUCGCCAUCCUCCUCGCCCUGCAGGGCCCCGUGGACCGCCAGCCCCCGGGGCUGAAGCCAGGGCUGCAGGUCCGUCUGCUCCAACACCUGGUGACCUACCUGCGCAACAAAGAGGCCGCCGGCGUUGUGAGUCUGCCUGCCGCCAAGGAAAGCGGUCCGGGCGCCAUGCUGUACGCCUUCCCUUCAGGGGAGUUCUCACAGCAGUUCCUGCAGGCGGCCAAGAGGACUGUGGGUAGUCUGGAUGAGGAGCACAUGGUGAUCGUCAUCGUCAAUGACACUAACUGAUUCCAGGACGGGUGUUUCAGACAUUUCAGUGUUUGGUCCAGUUCAAAGAGGUUCCAGUCAGGUCACACUACAUGUUUCAGUCCUUCUGCUCCUCAGUGUCGCCUUCAUCCAGGAGGGUGAAAAUAAUCCAGGAGGAACUUUUAA
This is a messenger RNA of Cyprinodon variegatus (sheepshead minnow), 564 nucleotides long. Its product is annotated as putative RNA-binding protein 15B. The coding region runs from base 1 to 420 and encodes 139 amino acids. The transcript is spliced from 2 exons. The record is from RefSeq and is a predicted model, not a curated record. Lineage: Eukaryota; Metazoa; Chordata; Actinopteri; Cyprinodontiformes; Cyprinodontidae.